Molecule: messenger RNA, 279 nt
Organism: Protopolystoma xenopodis
Lineage: Eukaryota; Metazoa; Platyhelminthes; Monogenea; Polystomatidea; Polystomatidae
Source: the annotation of a GenBank genome assembly
AUGGGGCCUAUGAGAGUUAAGGCAGAAUAUUUGCAGGAAGAUUUGUCCCUCUUGGACAAAAAUGAAAACGUGCAAGCUGAUUCACAACGGCUUCGUCUUCUCGAGAAGAUGCGGCAUUGGUAUCGACCGAUAGCCUGCAACUGGUUGCUCAACAACAAUGACCGUUGGCAGCACUGGGUCCAAGGUCAUACGCAGAAGCAAGAUCUUUCAAUCAUUGGCAUGUUUGCACUUUACGGAUCUUGGGUUAUGGGCGGAUUAAAAGACUGUAAGCUUUAUUAA